Daktulosphaira vitifoliae (grape phylloxera) is the source of this 892-nucleotide messenger RNA. RefSeq lists its product as uncharacterized. Lineage: Eukaryota; Metazoa; Arthropoda; Insecta; Hemiptera; Phylloxeridae. The record is from RefSeq and is a predicted model, not a curated record. The annotation marks the transcript as partial. The transcript is spliced from 2 exons.
UUUUACAUGAGAUUUUGAAAGCACUUUUUCGAAUAUUGGUCAUGGAACUACAAAUCUUAUUAAUCAUAUAAUGUUAUAUUAUAUUUCACAGUAUUUUUACUUUUAAUCAUUAAGAAUGAAAUCGUUUCUGACUGAUUCAGCGUUAACAAAUAUUGUGAACAGUGGAGCUUUCGGUAAAGGUUGUUAUUUUGUAUCAUUUGAACGGGAUUUGAAUAAUGAAGGUGAAGAUCAGUUUCAAUCUAUUAUAGUUUAUGGAACCAUAAAAGUAUCGGAUGGUCGAUAUUAUCAAGUUAUUAUCAAAAUAAAUGAAGGUACUCUAGAAAAUAUGAAUAUUGAUGUACAAUUUCACAAUGAAAUACAAAUGUAUAAAAAAAUAAUUCCAUUUUUGAUGUCGUUUAAUCAUCAUUCAACCAAACACUAUACACAACUGUUUCCCAAAUUUUAUUCUGCAAUUGAAAGUGACAGGGAUAACUUAGAAAAAACAAUGAUCGUUUUAGAAAAUAUGCAUCCUCAAGGUUAUAGGCUUUCGGAAAAUCGUCUCUUCUUAGACUUUGAUCAUUUAGCUUCUUGUCUACGAGCCAUUGCAAAAUUUCAUGCUCUAUCAUACACAGCAAAAAACCGAGAUAUGAAUACUUUCAAAAGAUCUAUUGAAGGUAUUAGUAGCACAGCUUGGGAUUCUAAUGGUCAAUGGGUAUAUCCAGAGAAAUCGUUGACUAUCAUUGGUAAACGGGGGUUAAAUAGAUUACUUGAACGAGAUCCAGCUAAAUAUCGUAACCAUAAAAAUGUAAAAAAAUUAAUUUAUCUUCUUGAUAAUGGAUAUAAUAGUUUGCGUCAAACUCUUUUAUCUCGAGAACCUCUAGCCGUCUUGUGUCACGGUGACUUCUGUAGAAAU